CGUUUCAAUUUGACGUGGCAGGCUGUUAUUGGAGGGGACAAACAACAUGGUUUAUGCAAGGUCCUGUAGAAGUUUAAGCCUUUUGGCGCGACUUUUUCGGUUUCAUUUUGUGUUUGUUUCUUAAAAGUUUGCAAUACUUGGGAUAAUCACAAACAUCACGUAAUGGCACAACGUCAAUCCAUUCUUUAAUCGCCGACGAAUCUCUCAAACCAGUUCCCCUGUGUCGCUGAUCGGAUUCCGGGUAUUCAAGAGGAAGAGAUAACCCAAGCUUCGUGUUCAUUAGGUUUUAGCUUCAGUUACUCUUUCCUCAACUUCGUGCUACAGAGGCGGAUGAUUCUUCAUUUUUAUCUCUCACAAUGCUGCAAUGGAUGGGAGGGUCGAGGCGCAAAGUUGCCACUUCAAGGAAGUCGACAUACAAGAGGCAAAAGCAAUACUUUGAGCAAAGGAGACGACAACAACAACAGCAGCAGACAGCCGGGUCAGAGAGCUACGGUGAUGGAAUGAGCACAUGUAGCCAACAUCAAAAUGAACACCGGUCCUUGGAUGUUCUCAGUUUGCUAAACUGGUCAACAGUUUCUCAAGAAUGCAGUUCUGCUUGCCCUAGUGGAAAGGAAGAUCUUGAAGUUAAUCGUUCAACGGUGAAGAAUGAUUUCACAAAAGGCCCAUCAACAAACGUUACCCACACAGUUAUCCUUGCCGACUCUGUCAAGUUUAAGGAAGCAGGAAGUCCAUCGCAUUGCCAAGUGGAUGCUGCAUCUCCAAAGAAGGCUUCACUUAGUUCCCAUGAUGAUAAUAGCACUAUUUUCAAUGGAACUGGUGCGAAACUUGAUCACUGGAAGAUAGCUACCGAGCAGCAGUCAUCUGUUCUUGAUUUGCUUGGUGAUGAUGAGACAAAGGGCAAUAUGGAAAGAAGUCCAAUGCAGGAAGCCCAUGUUGCAUUUUCAGUUGAAGGUUUGGGCAAAGUGGGAACGGAGACACCAGUCCAUUCACCACGACAACCUGGCAGAUACUGUUCUCUUGGUUGCUCCUCACCUUUGAAGGCUGCAAGGGAUCUAAAUAUGUUGAACAACCAUAACCAUCUGCUGGAUGACCUUGAACUAGAAGUGGAUGCAUUAAUGCAAGAUAUCAAUGUGCCCCGAAUUGGCAGUUCUUCAGAGUUUUCAUCAGGCAUAAUGCAUUCAUAUAGUGAUCCCAAGCAGAAAUUAGCUGCUGUCAGAGACUACAGGCAACAUUACGGCCAUGGUAGUGAAAUCAAUGGUUUGUUUGGUGACAGAAGAAUCUUUUAUGACCGUGAAAACACCAGAGAAGGUAUAUGGGAUGCUAGGUCUUGCUUCCUAGAUGACAACUUCCUUGAUGAGAGGGAAUGUGAUGUAUCUUGGAAAAACUGGCCAUCUGAAAGAGAUGGUAAAUCUCUGGAUUUUUGGAAAUAUGGAAACGCUGAAAUGUCGGAUUACAAUUUUGAUGGCCCACAUCUACUGAAGAAAAGGGAUGCUGCAUUAGCAAUGGACAGAUUCGACAUCUUAGAGUCAACUGCUUCAUUUUACAAGAACCAAACAACAGAAAUUGAUCUUGACUUCAUGAUUCCCAAUGGGGCAAGUCAAUCAGAUUGGUUUUGCUUUGCAACAGAAGAUGCAAGAGAUAAUAUGAGCAUGCUGAGCGAAGAGUCGUGCUCAUCAAGUGCAGUUAGGGGCAAGGCAACCAAUAAUUCAAAACAGAACUCAGCAGCAGGACAGAGCAGAAGACACAGCAAUGCUUUCUAUAACCCCCCAAAAAACUAUGGCGUGAAGAACAUUUUUGCCAAAGAGUCGUGGCAUGAGAGCAGGAAUGAUAUUGGACAAGGAAAUGAUGUGGGUGGGUCAGGCAAAUUUACAGAUGUGUCAAAUCCAUCAAAGUCAAUACCAUCCCAUCACUCUAACACCCCUCUCCAGGAGAAAUUAGGUCCAAAUAACAGUUGGUUUUAUGAGAAAGGAUAUAGUACGGCUAAAAUGAAUUCAGGUUUCAGUCCUUUCUCUCGAAAUUCAGAGAAAAAAUCUCUAUUCUCAGGCUCCAAGCUUUGGACUGAAGAUCCUUCCAGUGAACUUUUAGUUCCUGGAUCAGAUUUUGAUGCCAAAUCUUCUUUUGAUAGAACUAAACAUGGCGAAUAUUUGGCAUGUUCACCUUCUGGCAGUUUCAUCACUGAAAAAUUCACAGUUCAUGAUUCCCCUAUAUUCUCAAAGGUUGAGUUUGGGGCAAACACGCCAGAUUUUUCUCGAGAUUCUAAAUUGAAAGGCACGCCUGAUUCUUCCCAUCUGACUGGUUCUCAUAGUGAGACACACUUUCCUCAAAUAUCAGCAGAGGAAAGUGCAAGCAAAGAUGUGGAAAGUAAAUUACAAAUCCAGCCAGCCGAAAAUGAAAAAUUGGAGCUCAUGCAAGAAAUUUGCAUCGGCAAUGGCUUGUUUUCAGAGAAUAAAAAGGCCGUAGAUGCUUCAAGCUCCAGGAGCAACACUUGUGGAUGCAAGGAAGCAAAAUAUGAAGCACCAGAAAUAAUGCAGAAUCUAAAAACUACACGUUCUCCUGACCAUGCAGAGCAGGCAUCAACAUCUCUAUUGAUCUCUGACAAAGUUAAAAGCAUCAUAGAAGAACAAGAACAUCAUAAUGACGAUGAAGCGACCCUUCCAUAUCAGAAUGGGAAUAAAGAAAUACAAUACAUUUUUGGGCCUCAGGAAAGAAGGAUAAUAACAAAGACAGAGAGUAACUGUGACAACUCAUCUUGUCAGGUGAUGAUGCUUCAAAGCUAUGUCCUUCAGCUUCUUUGCGCGCAGAAGAUACUGAAGGAUGCAUCUGCACAGGACACCACAAAGAAGGUAUGACACCUUCACAUCGGAUAGAAUUGGGGAUUCUUUUCAAACUCAUGGAUGAACAAUCAGAAAACGAUUUUUCCUGCUUUGUUUCCAUACCCUACAGUUCCACAAAUGGUCAAGAAGGUUACUUGUAACUUAGCAGUCUAGUGACACAAUUUAAGUUUUUCUUUUGGUUGUUCCGAACUUCCUAUCUGAUAAAAAAACAAUAGCCUUUUGAGCAAUCCAGAGAGCGAAAGCCACAGGCAUGUGCUUAAUUCUAUAUAUAUAUAGCAAAGGAGUUUCAGAGGA
Molecule: messenger RNA, 3128 nt
Organism: Alnus glutinosa
Lineage: Eukaryota; Viridiplantae; Streptophyta; Magnoliopsida; Fagales; Betulaceae
Exons: 20
Coding region: 357-2849 (830 amino acids)
Source: RefSeq, a predicted model, not a curated record